AUCUCUCCUUAUCGUAUCGCGUAAAAUUCUCUCUACAAUUGGUUUCAUUCAAUUUCAAGUCUUGAAGGAGAUCGAUCGAUCUUUACAAAUUGAUUCUGUUCUGAUCAUUUGAAAAUGGUGAUUUAUUGGGCCGGCCGUUCUCUUUCUCGUUCAUCUCGCGCUAGAACUGUUCUACAUGGUCGCGGUGGAGGGAAAUCAGCUCCUCAGCAAGGUUCCAUUUUUCGCACUGUGUGGGGAAAGGAUGAGACUAUUGGUCGAGUCAAUGAAAAUCUAGGGUUUUUGAGGGGAUAUUUAUCUUCAAUAAAGGCUAACAAAGGAUUUGUUUCCAAGACCUACUUGUCUGAUUUCAGUUAUAUCCUUGCGAAUCCUAAAUUUCGUAGGUUGUUCUCUAGUGAAGUUCCGAAGAAGAAGAAUUAUGAGAAUUUCUAUCCAAAGCAAAAGAAGGAAAACACAUCGGGAAAUGAGCAGAAAUCUGAGUCCAAGGGAGAUAAAAAUGCUGAUGAUAAUGCCAAUUUCCAAGAAGCUUUCAUAAAGCAGUUCCAGAAGCUAAUUGCUCCCAUAUUAGUGAUUGGUCUAUUUUUCUCGUCAUUUCCUUUAGGUGGUGCUAAUGAACAGAAGCAGAUAAGUUUCCAGGAGUUCAAAACGAAGCUGCUUGAACCUGGUUUAGUGGAUCACAUAGUUGUUUCUAACAAAUCGGUUGCAAAAGUUUACAUAAGAAGCUCACCUCGCAACACAAGAGGUAAAGAUGAUGUCUUGGAGGGAGAGGGAGCUAUGGUCGAAGGACAUGGUAGUGAUAUUCCUUCUACGGCCAGCAAGAGCCAAUAUAAAUAUUACUUCAAUAUAGGAAGUGUUGAAUCUUUCGAGGACAAAAUGCAGGAAUCUCAGGAAGUAUUGGGUAUUGAUCCCCAUGAUUAUAUACCUGUAGUCUACAAAUCUGAAGUUGUUUGGCUCCAAGAGUUGCUGAAAUUUGGACCGACAUUGUUACUGUUGGGUUCCUUUUGGUUCAUGGCUAGUAGGGGGAUGCAAGGUGGACUUGGUGUAGGAGGUGGUGGGGGAAAGGGUGGUCGGAAUAUAUUCAGUAUAGGGAAAGCAAAUAUCACUAAAGUCGAUAAGAAUGCAAAAAACAAGGUAUAUUUCAAAGAUGUUGCUGGAUGUGACGAAGCAAAGCAGGAAAUUAUGGAAUUUGUACAUUUUCUGAAAAACCCUAAAAAGUAUGAGGCUUUAGGGGCUAAAAUCCCGAAAGGUGCUCUUCUGGUGGGUCCUCCGGGGACAGGUAAAACGCUUCUAGCAAAAGCAACUGCUGGUGAAUCUGCGGUGCCUUUCCUUUCAAUAUCGGGCUCUGAUUUUAUGGAGAUGUUUGUCGGAGUUGGACCUUCGAGGGUGAGGAAUUUAUUUCAAGAGGCUCGACAAUGUGCCCCUAGUAUUAUAUUUAUCGACGAGAUUGAUGCAAUUGGUCGAGCAAGGGGAAGGGGUGGUUUCUCAGGUGGGAAUGAUGAACGUGAAAGUACUCUUAACCAGUUACUUGUGGAGAUGGAUGGAUUUGGGACUACUGCAGGAGUCGUGGUCUUGGCAGGCACUAAUCGACCUGAUAUUUUAGACAAAGCUUUACUAAGGCCAGGUCGGUUUGAUAGACAGAUUACCAUUGACAAACCUGAUAUUAAAGGCCGUGCCCAGAUAUUUCAAAUCUAUCUGAAAAGGAUCAAACUUGAUAAUGAGCCUUCGUUCUACUCGCAGAGGCUUGCAGCCCUAACUCCUGGAUUUGCGGGGGCUGAUAUAGCUAAUGUUUGCAACGAGGGUGCUUUAAUUGCUGCGAGAAACGAAGUAGGGCUAGUGACUAUGGAACAUUUUGAGUCGGCUAUAGACAGAGUUAUUGGUGGUCUAGAGAAGAAGAACAGGGUGAUUAGUCAACUUGAACGGAGAACUGUGGCCUACCAUGAAUCGGGUCAUGCUGUUGUUGGAUGGUUUCUUGAAUAUGCAGAGCCAUUGCUGAAGGUGACUAUAGUACCUCGUGGUACAGCAGCUCUUGGAUUUGCCCAGUACGUGCCAAACGAAAAUCUCCUAAUGACGAAAGAACAACUCUUCGAUAUGACUUGUAUGACCCUCGGUGGUCGUGCAGCCGAACAGGUUUUGAUUGGUAAGAUUUCAACGGGAGCACAAAAUGACUUAGAGAAGGUGACAAAAUUAACAUAUGCCCAAGUAGCAAUCUACGGGUUCAGCGAGAAAGUAGGUCUCCUUUCGUUCCCUCAAAGGGAUGAUGGUCCAGAAAUGUUGAAACCAUAUAGCAGCAAGACAGCAGCAAUUAUCGACACUGAAGUUCGUGAAUGGGUGGCAAAGGCUUACGUUCGCACUUUGCAAUUAGUUGAGGAGCACAAAGAAAAAGUAGCCUUAAUUGCCGAGCUUUUGCUUGAAAAGGAAGUUCUUCAUCAAGAUGAUUUGAUUAAGGUUCUUGGAGAACGCCCUUUUAAAUCUGCCGAGCCCACUAAUUAUGAUCGAUUCAAGUUAGGCUUCCAAGAUGAAGUUCAUACCGGAGAAAAUCCAGUGGUGGAUAAUGAAUCUUCAUCUGUUGAUCCUGAAAUCGUCGUUCCAACUUAGCAAGGUACAGGCAAGAAUCGAUAUCUUUUAAAUUAACAGACUUAUCUUGUAAGUAUUCUUGUUUUACUUUUAUCCAUACGGGAAAAUAAAAAUAAAAAUAAAAAAAGUCAUGAGGAUAUUGUAAUUGUACGUAGGUUCAAUGUCUCUUGGGAAUUGUUAGAUUCAAUUUGAUUUAACUUUAAUUUCUUGAUUGUGUAAUGUAUAGUUGCUGUAUCUCUUUGACCUGCAA
Impatiens glandulifera is the source of this 2821-nucleotide messenger RNA. RefSeq names its product ATP-dependent zinc metalloprotease FTSH 10, mitochondrial-like. The record is from RefSeq and is a predicted model, not a curated record. Gene Ontology annotation, molecular function: ATP binding; zinc ion binding; ATP-dependent peptidase activity. Lineage: Eukaryota; Viridiplantae; Streptophyta; Magnoliopsida; Ericales; Balsaminaceae. The transcript is spliced from 8 exons. Gene Ontology annotation, biological process: mitochondrial protein processing; protein-containing complex assembly. The coding region runs from base 115 to 2592 and encodes 825 amino acids. Gene Ontology annotation, cellular component: chloroplast thylakoid membrane; m-AAA complex.